AGAGACGGACUGCGUACUAAGGUACCAACUUAUUCAUCCUUGCGCCUUGUGGCCUUAGGCUUGUAAUGCAGAUUGCAGCCAUGCCUCGGCUAGAUGAGGUUUAACUGAGCGAGCGUGGCAAUCGAUGUCCUUCUCCUGAACCUGGCUCUACAGCUUCGAUUGUCUCGGCAUCGUCUGAUUGACUGAAAGUACAGAAACCAUGCUGGCUAUACGAAGCACAGCACGGCUCACUUCCCGGAUCUGCCCUGUGAGCUUUCCCCGUAUCCUGCGACCAUACUCAACUGAGCUGUCUGGCUACGAAUACAUCAAUAUCAGCACACCAAGACCUGGCGUCGGUCUGGUCACCUUCAACCGGCCUAGAGCCCUCAACGCCCUGUUCACGCCACUCUUUCGUGAGCUGAAUGACGCCCUCAGGAAGCUCGACAAAGAUGCAGAAGUUGGUGCUGUUGUUCUGACCGGCUCCGAAAAAGCCUUUGCUGCCGGUGCGGAUAUCAAGGAAAUGAAAGACAAGACAUUCUCUGAUGCAUAUGGCGACGAUUUCAUUGAGCUGUGGUCCGAAAUGGCCUCUGCCAUAAAGAAGCCCGUCAUCUCGGCUGUCAAUGGAUACGCGCUAGGAGGCGGAUGUGAGCUUGCCAUGAUGGCGGAUAUCAUGUAUGUCUCCAUGGGCGCGACGCUAGGUCAACCAGAGAUCAAGCUAGGCAUCAUACCGGGUGCUGGCGGCUCUCAAAGAUUGACAAAGGCUGUUGGAAAGAGCAAAGCUAUGGAGCUCAUUUUGACUGGCAACAACUUCUCAGGAAAAGAGGCUGAGCAGUGGGGUCUAGCUGCCAAGGCAUUUCAGACUCCUGAAGAGUGUUUAGAGGGAGCAAUUACGACCGCAGAAAGGAUUGCAUCAUACAGCCGGAUUGCUGUCAAGGCCGCGAAGGAGGUUGUCAAUAAGAGCCAGGAUCUUGGAGUGCGAGAAGGUGUUGAGUACGAGCGAAGAGUAUUCCACGGCAUGUUUGGAAGUAAGGAUCAGAAGAUUGGCAUGGCGGCAUUUGCGGCUAAGCAGAAGCCGGAAUGGGAGAAUGCUUAGCUUUCACUAUUUGACAAGACAAAUUCCAACCAAACAUGUACACAAGACUAUACUUACGCAACCUAGUGCGGAAAGGGAUUUGAUUAAUCUGCCUCUGCACCAUCUCGCCAGCUUACCCCGUUACCACAGAUGCUGGUUUAUCGUGUCGACCACUCAAAAAGCUUCAUUCGACGUGCUAGAUAUAUGGUGCGGUCCUUGCAAUUACCGCUGUAAGCAUGACGUCUUGCCCUGCCCUGUACCAGGAUGACACGGAAAACACUAGGAUACAGGCAAAGGGCACCAUUAGAAUCGUCUUCGAGAUGACAAUGCAUUGUCGAACACCGAUCUUGAUUCAUGGUCUGCUGUAAUGUGGUAUGUGCACAACUUACUAUAACCUCAAAUAUGCUGCCUAUGUAGACUCGGACUAUGAACAUCUAGCGAGUCAGCCUCCGUAUCUCCCCU
Messenger RNA from Pseudovirgaria hyperparasitica, 1513 nucleotides. RefSeq names its product enoyl-CoA hydratase mitochondrial precursor. Gene Ontology annotation, cellular component: mitochondrion. Bases 200 to 1072 code for a protein of 290 amino acids. The transcript is spliced from 3 exons. Gene Ontology annotation, molecular function: enoyl-CoA hydratase activity. Gene Ontology annotation, biological process: fatty acid beta-oxidation. The record is from RefSeq and is a predicted model, not a curated record. Lineage: Eukaryota; Fungi; Ascomycota; Dothideomycetes; Acrospermales; Acrospermaceae.